Benincasa hispida (wax gourd) is the source of this 1878-nucleotide messenger RNA. Its product is annotated as RING/U-box superfamily protein. Gene Ontology annotation, biological process: ubiquitin-dependent protein catabolic process; protein ubiquitination. Gene Ontology annotation, molecular function: ubiquitin protein ligase activity. The record is from RefSeq and is a predicted model, not a curated record. NCBI's taxonomy places the organism in Eukaryota, Viridiplantae, Streptophyta, Magnoliopsida, Cucurbitales, Cucurbitaceae.
CUCUCACUACAUCCCUUGUUUUUAAGAAAGAGAAAAAAGAGAGAGUGAUUGAGGAAAUCGUCUCGUUAUUGUACGUUUUACUCUCAUCACCUUCAAUGGCGAGGACCCACUUUUGUCUGUUACCUUCCUCAAUCCCCAGCUUCGUUGGCCUUCAUACUUUAUCCUUAUUUUAAUUCCGUUCACUCCCAUUUCCCCACCUUCCAUUUUACUUCAGUUCUCAAGCUUCUUCUUCGUGUUCCUCGUUUCUCUGAGUUUUAUUCUUUUGGUUCAUUCCCUGUAAAUCAGCGAUUGCAUUGGUUUUCAAUUGUAAUCCUUAAUGGGUCUUGGUUAAUUUUGAUGAAACGGUGAAACUCGGUUGAUUUUGAGUUGAAAUUAGUGUGGAUUUGAGAAUUUUAUAGUUGGGUUUCUUCAUUUUCUUCUCUUUUUUUGUCAUGGGUAUUUCUGAUUCAUUUGUUGAAACUGAUAAGCUCCAUUGAUUCUGAACUAAAAUUGGGGUUUUCUGUGUAAUUUAAUGGAUGUUGAGUUGAAAUCCUCUUGGGUUUAAUCCAGCUAGUUUUCACCAUUUCUGAAACGUUGAAACUCGGUUGAUUUUGAGAUGAAAUUAGUGUGGAUUUGAGAAUUUUGUAGUUGGGUUUCUUCGUUUUCUUCUCGUUUUUUUUCUUCUGAUUCAUUUGUUGAAAUUGAUAGGCUCCAUUUAUUCUGAGUUGAAAAUCGGUUAUUUCUCUGUAAUUUAAUGGAUUGAGUUAAAAUCCUCUUGGAUUUAAUUCAACUAGUUUUCACCAUUUCUAUCUCGACUGCCUCUGUUCUUCAUCCUCCUCUCUGUUUCUCUGUUCUGAUUACUCUGCAGAUUUUCAAUUCAAAUCUUCGUGGGUUUGACUCUGAAUUCUGUUUUCACCGUUUUUUCCCCAAAUGGGUUUCUAAUAAAUUUUAAUUUACUGAUAUUUCCGAUUUUAAUCUAAACCAAUUUCGUUGAUCGAUGGCCGGAAUGUUGCCUGGAGUUGAAUGUGCACGAAGGCGGCGGUUCCACCAGAGCAUAGCCUCAUCGGACUCGCCGUCCACGGCGGCGAAAUCAGGAUCUACAAGAAGACCAUCCUUCUGUUUGUACACAAGCAACCGUGAUUUUCAUUCCACUUCAUCAUCUUCUUCACAGCAUCGGAGCUCGUCGAAUCAAGCUUACCAGAACGAGAAACUUGGUGAAAUUGCAAGAGAAGCCAAGGAACGGUUAGAUGAGAGGUUGAGAACUCACAGAAAACCAGAAAAUUCAAGGAGGAAGAGUGAGAAUGAAAAAGUAGGGUGGAAGGGAUCAUCAGAAAAAAAUGGUGAGGAAAAAGAGAGAACAAAGGGAAAAGAAGAAUCAAUAAUAAUAACAAAGAAAAGGUUCAAUUGGGGGAAGCUUAUGAAAUGGAGAGCCUCAGAGCAAGAAGAGUGCACUGUUUGUCUAGAAAGGUUCAGAGUGGGCGAGCCACUGGUCCAUCUUCCAUGCGCCCAUAAGUUCCACUCCACCUGCUUGGUGCCUUGGCUCCAAGCCAAUUCCCAUUGCCCUUGCUGCAGGUUCCCUAUUCCCUCUUAAUAAUGAACCCUAACUCUUCUUCUUUGCAUUUUUUAGCCCUUUCCCCCCCUUUUGAACUCUUAUUUAUGUAAACGAUAAAUUAUUUGAAGAGGAUAAACAGUGGUUAGCGGGGAGUUUAUAUUGUUAGUUAGAUGUACUAGAGAUAAACGUUAAAACGAGAGUAGCUCAAAUGAUAGCAAUAGAGAGGUAUGUGAUUCGUGGUUCAAAUCUCACAUGUUGUACUAUACGAAUGUAUUAGAAAAGAAAACCAUGUGUUCAAGAAUUUAGAGGAGACAAGACAACCACGAUGUUACCAUCAAAUUAUAUGA